Messenger RNA from Syngnathoides biaculeatus (alligator pipefish), 4770 nucleotides. It is a transcript of the gene selenoo1, whose product is annotated as selenoprotein O1. The transcript is spliced from 9 exons. NCBI's taxonomy places the organism in Eukaryota, Metazoa, Chordata, Actinopteri, Syngnathiformes, Syngnathidae. The record is from RefSeq and is a predicted model, not a curated record.
CCCACAGAAGACAGAAAUUACUUCACACUCACCUGUUUUUGUUAUGCCAAAUUUUCACCGCGUGAUGUCCAUCUUCGCUGUGUUCCAUGGUGUAUGCCUUUUAAAUUAUUUUGUACCAUAAUCCUAACUGAUACGUUUUAAAAAUGAGAUCCUUUUAAAUGUUAAAACAAUAGACUGUACACUCAACUCAAUUUUAUUAAUAAGUUGGGGACACUGAGCGGUGGCUUGUCUGGCACUUAAAAAAAAAACCCGCUGUUAAAACAAUGGAAAUUGACAAUGUAAUAUCCUGUUAUAUGUUAAACCGUAAUUCAAAAAUUUUCAAAUCACAGGAAGGAAAAAGAACGAGAAAUAAGGUUGACUAUAGAUGCUGUGUAUAGAAUGAUGCAAGAGGCGUGAGGGUUUAAAUGCAGCAAAAAGCAGUUGAAGUUUCGAUCAUCUUCAGUUUGGCGGCGGUGUCCUGUAAUGUCAGCACUUUGUAAAGCGUCAUUGGACCUUGAAAUGUGACUACUUAUCGUGGUUGUUAUGCAACUGUUUUAAGUAGAAUCACGUCUGUCACAUUCCACUACAAGCAUAUGCUCAGGCUUACUUCAAAGACAAACAAUCUCUCACUGUAUAAAAUAAAUUGGUACCGAACAAUAGAAAAUGCCAUUUAACGACAGUUGCUUCCGAUACAGAGUGACAAGACUGAAUGCCAUUUUGUUCCCACGGUACUUUUCCCGGUAGGACGAAUAAUAAUGUUACACCUCCUCCUCACAAACAUCCGCUGAUACUUCCUGGUUAUGAAACCAUGACACAGAAACUCUCUUAACUGCGCCAACCACCGGGCAGGUAAAUGGGCUUGACAACAGUUUGAUGGCUCUUGUGGUACAUCAACUGCUAUCAAGAACGCCACAUGUUUUUAGCCCAGGUGCGUUCUUGUUUCGAUCCUUUACCUCGGUCGGGAUGGACGAAAUGGGUCUGGCCAUGAGUCGUUCCGCCCUGGAGCGACUCGACUUCGACAAUGUCGUACUGAAGAAACUUCCACUUGACUCGUCCGAGGAUCCCGGCGUGCGACAGGUGAAAGGAGCGUGUUUCUCCCGGGUCAAGCCGCAGGCACUGAGCAGGCCUCGGUUUGUGGCGGUGUCUCACGAAGCUCUUGCUCUGCUGGGGCUCAACGGGGAUGAAGUCACGGACGACCCACUCGGGCCCGAAUAUCUAAGCGGCUCUAAAGUAAUACCUGGAUCCGAGCCUGCUGCUCAUUGUUACUGUGGCCACCAGUUCGGCCAUUUCGCCGGUCAGCUCGGUGAUGGGGCGGCCUGCUACUUGGGAGAGGUCAGAGUUCCGCCGAAUCAAGACCCAAAUUUGUUGCACGAAAAUCCUAGUGGCCGUUGGGAGAUUCAGGUGAAAGGAGCUGGACUCACUCCCUAUUCGAGACAAGCUGAUGGCCGUAAGGUCCUUCGUUCCAGCAUUAGAGAGUUCCUUUGUAGUGAGGCGAUGCACUUCCUGCGUGUGCCCACCACAAGAGCAGGUUCUGUUGUGACUUCAGACAGCAAAGUCAUCAGGGAUAUCUACUACAGCGGACACCCUCGACAUGAGAGAUGCUCGGUGGUCCUCAGGAUCGCACCAACCUUUUUAAGGUUUGGUUCUUUUGAGAUUUUUAAGCAGGCAGAUGAGUUUUCAAAUCGUCAGGGUCCCAGCUAUGGACAUGAUGAGCUUCGAGUACAGAUGUUGGAUUAUGUCAUUGAGAUGUUCUACCCAGAGAUCCAGCAGCAGUACUCAGACCGGAUGGAGAGGAAUGUGUCUUUCUUCAGAGAGGUGAUGCGCCGGACAGCUCGACUGGUGGCUCAGUGGCAAUGUGUAGGAUUUUGUCAUGGUGUCCUGAACACAGACAACAUGAGCAUUCUGGGACUCACUCUGGACUAUGGUCCAUAUGGCUUCAUGGAUAGGUUUGAUCCCGAUUUCAUUUGCAAUGCUUCAGACAACUCUGGACGCUACUCUUACCAGGCUCAGCCCGCGAUCUGCCGGUGGAACCUGGUCAAGUUAGCUGAGGCCCUCGAUCCAGAGCUUCCACCUGAUCGGGCAAAGGCUGUUAUGGAGGAAUAUUUGGAUUUGUAUAACAAGUACUACCUUGAUAAUAUGAGGAAGAAGCUGGGUUUAUUGAAAAAAGAGGAACCUGAGGAUGAGAUCCUGAUCACAGAGCUUCUGCAAACCAUGCACAACACAGGCGCUGACUUCACGAACACCUUCCGCAGUCUUAGUCAGAUCUCAUGUCCCUCGGAGGAACAAAGUGAUGCUGAAGAAGAGCUUGUCAAACAAGCUGCAAACCUCAUGUUGGAGCAGUGUGCUUCUUUGGAGGAGCUUAAAGCUGCCAACAAACCCACUAUGGACCCACGGGAGUUGGCAAUGCUGGUUUCUAUGGCUCAGAGCAACCCAGCACUGUUCCAAUUGAUCUCAGACAGGAUGGCGAUAGCGAGGCAGCUCAGCCAACUGAGCAGACUGAAGGAACUGAUGGAGACCAACGAGGAAGAACUCAAAACCAAACAAACUGAGGAAUGGAUCGGUUGGAUCACACGCUAUAGGAAGCGUCUUGCUCAGGAACUGGAGGGCCAGAGUGAUGUCAAGGUUGUGCAGGAAGAGAGGGUGACUGUGAUGAACAGCACCAACCCACGUGUGGUGCUUCGGAAUUACAUUGCCCAGAAUGCGAUAGAAGCUGCUGAGAGUGGAGACUUCUCUGAGGUCCGCCGGGUCCUCAAAGUUCUGGAGAAGCCUUUUUCCUCCCAGCCAGGUCUGGAGGUCCCAGCGUGGGUAGGUCAAGGUGGUGCCACCCAACAGGGGGAGAGGGAUGAUGGCGAUGAGCAGCAGGAGGAGGUGGCAUCUUCCUCCACAGUCCGAAGUCCUGUACCGUAUGACAGCAAACCUCCAGCUUGGUCUCAGGCAAUCUGUGUCACAUGAUCUUCAUAAUAACUUCCCUGAGCUUCAUCAUCUGGCCUUCUAAUGUGUGAGGGAAGUUUGAGCAUUUGACUUCCUUUUUUCACAUUUUAAUGCACCGCCUGAUCUUUUGCACAACUCGUAUCACUGUGUGGUGGGCCGGUGUCAGGGAAGUUGGUCUGAGAUUAAUCCAUAGAGCACAUUGACGACGCAAGGCAGUCUGGGAAUAAAUUGGAUGUGGUGCCACAAAUGUAUUAUUACUGUUAUGACAAUUUAAGGACCUUAAAUUUAUGAUGUGUUCUUCCACACAUGAAAAAAUAUAUAAUGAUAAGCAUCACCCUAUCUUGUUUCCUGUCUGUUUGGUGUCUGGUGGCUAUUAAUGACGCCUCAGACGUCAAGUCUUACAAGGACCUGUCUGAGUCUGAUGAACUGUGGAGCUAAUGACUGGAAUACCAAAUAGUUUGGAUUAGGCCUUUUUUUUUUUUAAAUUAGCAUUAGCCAAAUGAUUGUAUUAACAUUUACCAGCCACAACAUCAUGAUCACUUGACAAAGAAAUUCAAUACACUGCAGUAAGAGAAAAACAUGAACUGAAUGGUGCCUUGAGAUACGAGUUGAAUUUGUUCCAGGACCAUGCUCAUAACUCGAACAUUUGAAGCUCAAAUCUACUCAUUGAAAUUAAUGGAACUAAAAUUAAUCUGUUCCACCCCCCCCAAAAAAAAAUAAAAAAAUAUAUAUAUACUGUAUUGGUGGUAAUGUUUUUCAUUUUGAAAAGUGUUCUAUAAUAUUAAACUUGAUUAAAAACAAGCUAACAAUAUAAUGAAAUGGCAGAUAAAAAUAAAAAAAUUCCCACUUUUUUUGUUUCGAUUCUUUGGGCAUUAAGAUGCACCGUUUGGUCUCCCUUGGCCACCUGGCAACCUGUAGUAAUAGUAGUUGGCAGAGGAAUAUUAGGUAGUAUCGAAUAAAACAUCCAUCCACCCAUUAAUAUAAUACACAGUGUGUGUAUAUAUAUAUAUAUAUUUAUAGUAUAUAUUUUAGAAUGCUUCAUGAUUUAAAUAGCUGUUAACAUGAUGCACUGAGACUGUUAGCCCAUCUUUGGUGUUUCCCAUUAUGUGUUAGCAUUAAGCUUGUGGACUUAAGGCUAAACUGAAGUGGUUAUUUUAACCUUAGAAUGUGUAGGGGAGAUUUUGGUUGUUGUUAUUUGAUGGUAGACUUGAACUGUGUCAUUAAACGGCUAAAAUCUUUUUUUUUUUUUUUUUUUUUUUUUUUGGGAAGAAUUGUUUACUAUUUGCCAAAUUGGUCCUUGUUCAUUGAAUUGAGUCCAAUGCCACUAUACUGUGCUCCAAUAUUUUUCGGCUCAAGUCAAAGCAAAAAAAAAAAAAAAAAAAAAAAAAAUCGUCUGAACAGCAGCUUCCCUUGAAAACUCAAGUGGUCUCACUCAUAUCACAAUGUGUCAUUCUUUUUUUCAAGAACAUACAGGUGGUAAUAGUGGUGGUGGUACACUGUGAUUACCUAAAUGAGUCACGUGACGUUCGAUUCGAUGUUAUAAUACUUUUUAAAUGAAUACCUCUGACAGUGUCAAUCAUAACUGCCCCCCCCCCAUAGUUCUUGUGUUGGAUCAUAUAAGUGUAUCUCAUGUUGUGGCUUUUUGAUGUUUAAAUGUUUUCAUUUAGCUAAAGUUGCACUAGGAUUCAAAUGUUGCCGCUGUUUGACCCUUUGUCUACAUAAAAAGUAUGUGCACCUUGGAAAUAUCACAUGGAUUCCAAAAACGAUCAGUCUGUCCCUCUUCAUUAUCCCACAAUUUGUUUGGAGUUUUUUUUCCGAGCUUGUAGCAAGUCUUUUGAAAUAAAUCUAAAGAAAUCAAGU